This is a messenger RNA of Metarhizium brunneum ARSEF 3297, 972 nucleotides long. RefSeq lists its product as uncharacterized. Gene Ontology annotation, molecular function: DNA-binding transcription activator activity, RNA polymerase II-specific. Gene Ontology annotation, biological process: regulation of transcription by RNA polymerase II. Lineage: Eukaryota; Fungi; Ascomycota; Sordariomycetes; Hypocreales; Clavicipitaceae. The record is from RefSeq and is a predicted model, not a curated record.
AUGGAGCAAACAGGCGACGGGACGCCGCGCAACGUCCUCAUGAACCACUUCCAUCACGUAUUCCUGGAGCUGCAAGUCAUAGGCGCGAGAGAGCUCUCCCCCAUCCUGGCUCUUGGGUUAUGCCGCCCAUUCCUGAUGAACUCCAUCUUUGCUCUCUCGGCGUCCCAUCUCCGCUUCAAAUCUGUAUCCAAUGCGUCGCAUCGCGUGGCCGAACACUUUCAACAAGCACUAGCCAUCAAGAAUUUCCAGGGUGCACUGGCUUCGCCCCUGGACCAACAGACUGCUGAUGCGCUGCUCCUAACGGCCAUGUUUCUCAACCUGCUGUCAUUUUCGGCGGUAGAGGACGAGGAUAUCGGGAAUUCGUGGGUAUACAACAAUCAUCCUGACAGGCUGGGGUGGUUUUCGCUCUCACUGGGUAUGAAGCCUCUCAUCUACGCGACAGAGACAUUUCGAGAGAAUACUAUUCUGAACUGGCUGUUUGACUCAUCCGAUGAUGAAGCAAAGUCUUUUCAUGGUUCAUGGGAGUUGAUGCACUUGCAUGACGUUCCUCUUCAUUGGUUGGACCUGGUUGGCUUGACGCGGGAUUCCCAGCCUGACGCCAAGUUCUUUCACCCUAUUAGGAUUCUGAGUGAGACUAAUAAGCUGGAGCCAAGCCCUAAGAAUUUCUUUCUCUAUGUGAGUAUGAUUGGGUCCUUGGACGUUGAUUUCCGCACCGACCUGGAGAGGCGGCAUGAGAUGGCCAUGUGGCUCAUGGGAUAUUGGUUGGGGCUGCUACUUCGGUAUGACUUUUGGUGGCUUCGGAAGAGGGUAAGAAGAGACUUUCGUGCCGUCUGUAGGAAACUGAUGGACAAUGGCGUGAGGGACAGGCCGGGCGCGGAGGGUGUGAUGUGGAGGAUGCUGGUGGAUGACUUGGAGAAGGCCCCUUACUGGAAGAGUCUUCCACACGGUGGUCGAGUCUGCGAAGAAGUAUAG